This is a messenger RNA of Fibroporia radiculosa, 885 nucleotides long. RefSeq lists its product as uncharacterized. The transcript has 2 exons. Bases 1 to 885 code for a protein of 294 amino acids. Gene Ontology annotation, molecular function: nickel cation binding. Lineage: Eukaryota; Fungi; Basidiomycota; Agaricomycetes; Polyporales; Fibroporiaceae. The record is from RefSeq and is a predicted model, not a curated record.
AUGGAUUCUGGUGUAGGCCGCAUCGCUCUGCAGCGCAGCGGUUCUGAAGUUUCCUUCUCUGAGCUAUCCUCCACCUACCCACUCAAACUCUUGUCUCCUCGCAUAGAUCAAAGGGGUGUCGCAGUGGUCUAUGUGCUCACGUACGGAGGCGGGCUUGUUGGUGGAGAUGCUAUCGAGCUUUCCGUCGAGAUUCGAGAAAAUGCAGCUUUGGUGGUGUUAUCUCAGGGAUCCACAAAGGUCUUCAAGAGUCGAAUUGGACACAUGUUAUCGACCCAAGUGUCGCCUGAUGCUGUUACAAGCCAGACGAUGAACGUCCUUGUUCAAUACAAAGGAGCUCUCUUCCUUCUUCCCGAUCCUGUAACAUGCUUCCGUUCAGCCAAAUAUAAUCAAGUCCAAAUUUUCCGCCUGGAAGGAGCGGCGUCUGUUGUUAUUUUAGACUGGGUUACGUCCGGGCGUCGAUCGCUCGGAGAGGAAUGGGCCUUCUCCCGGUACUACAGCAUGAAUGAAGUGUGGGUCAAUGACGAGUGCAUAGCCAAAGAUGUUACGCUUCUGGAAGAACAUGCGUCUUCUGUUCCCCCUCUGUCAUCGCGAACUUUGGCCGACGCACUCGCACCAUAUUCCUGCUAUGCGACUCUGAUCUUGUAUGGCCCACUCGCACAGAGCACUAUUCGCCAUCUCUCUGGAGAAUAUGCGGAAAUUUCCGUCUUCAAGCAUUCUACGCCUCCGUCGUUCCUUUGGUCGUUAAGCCACAUUCGCGAGGGGAAAGGUUGUGUGGUGAGGGUGGCUGCGAAGGAGACCGAGGAUGUUCGCAGUUGGCUUGGCCUAAGGCUCAAACCUCUUGAACGCGUUAUCGGAAACGAUAUCUAUAGAAAAGCAUUUAGCUAG